This is a messenger RNA of Amoebophrya sp. A25, 1554 nucleotides long. The record is from the annotation of a GenBank genome assembly. Lineage: Eukaryota; Dinophyceae; Syndiniales; Amoebophryaceae.
CUCAAAAGCUGUACCUCUCCGAAAAGGGAUCCUGAAAAUCAUCGCGGCCAAAAGUUCAAAAAGGUGGAAAGGUUUGACAACUAAGAAAAUGUAGAUGAAUUCAAGAAGAUGAAACGCAGAAAAGAACAUGUGAGCAGACGAACUGCGUUUUUUUCUCUGCUCCUCGUGGCGCACGACGCCCAUGGGUCAGGUCGCAGUCUCCUAUCCCGAACGUCCACCAAGGCAUCCACGACUACGAAGAUAGCGCUGGAACUAAUAGGUGGAGGCAGCGCUCAGAAGUCUGAGCCCUGGCGACGCAACAAACUGGUUUCGUCUCGUGGUAGGGCAUUACAUCCGCAUUUCGCUUCCAGGCCAACGCAUGAUCCAAGACUCACGUUUGAGCAGGAUCUGAUAUUAGCUACGAAUACCGUCAGAGCACGUGCAGGAUUGCCAGCUUUAGAGGCCUCUUGGGAUUUGACACGUGCAGCGGAGGAGCAUGCUAAAGAACUUUGUGCGACAGGCGUGUUUGAACACUCGAGUACUGUUUAUGGGAAAGUGAGAUCGAUAGUAGUGAGUUGAAUGUUAGUUCCCGUUCUCCUUGCAUCCUAGUAUAAAUGUUACUCCACUUUUGAUUUCAACAUUCUCUUGCUCUGUACUAGAUUUAAAAGAUCACCUCCUCAUCGAAAAUGAAUCGACUUUCAAACGACUCACUUCUACAAAUCAUAAGUAUAAUCUAUCAUCCUCUUUCAUACUCCCGCUCGCCACAAUGGCCGCAUCCCCGAUACACCCGAAGACUACAUAGGCGAGAACAUUUACCAAGUUUCCGGUAUGGACCCGACUGGAACUGAUGUGGUGGACGCCUGGUACGCGGAACUCGAUACGCCCUAUCACUACGGUCCGGUGGGAGCGGCGUGUGUGACUUCGGGAUGUGCUAGUGGUAUGGGUGGGUCGAGUGCUUCGACAAGUAGAUCUUCGAUGUCUUUGCAAGAUCAUGAGGAGCUGCUGGGUGCUUCGACAAGUAGAUCUUCGAUGUUUUUGCAAGAUCAUGAGGAACUGCUGGGUGGUUCGAGGAGUUCUUCUUCGAUGUUUUUGCAAGAUCACGGGGAUAAGAUAGUUCCGUUGAAAAAUAUCACGACUAUGCUGUUGAAGCAGGCAUCCGCAGCAAGAAAUAUGAUCUCCACAACCGCAUCCAGCACAAAGAUUUCUUCGGCUGCUGUCACGAGCACGACAAAGAGCAGCAACAAUGCAGUCUUCUCUUGUGCGGUCGGUCACUUCACACAACUUAUGUGGGAGGAUACUACAGAGUUGGGAUGCGGAAAAGCCCACUGUGGGAGCGGGAAACACGCGGAGAAGACGUUUGCAGUUUCGUGUCGCUAUCGGCAGGGUGGCAAUUUGGUGGGGAAAGUGCCGUUUGAUGCCACAGCUGCGACGCUGCUUGGGUUAGGUGGGGAAAUAUGCUCGAUUGGAAGGUGAUGUUGUUACAACAUUCUAGAAAUUACUUUUUUCCAAAUUUUGUUGAGAUGACUUUUUUCCAAAUUUUGUUUUCCGGAUUCAGAGAAAUAUAUUGAGCUAUGU